This is a messenger RNA of Necator americanus (New World hookworm), 1224 nucleotides long. RefSeq lists its product as uncharacterized. Lineage: Eukaryota; Metazoa; Nematoda; Chromadorea; Rhabditida; Ancylostomatidae. Bases 1 to 1224 code for a protein of 407 amino acids. The record is from RefSeq and is a predicted model, not a curated record. The transcript has a single exon.
AUGCUCGUCGUGGUCGUUCCUGGAUUCCCCGUUGAUAUGCUCGUCGUGGUCGUCCCUGGAUUCCCCGUUGAGUUGCUCGUCGUGGUCGUUCCUGGAUUCCCCGUUGAGUUGCUCGUCGUGGUCGUUCCAGGACUCCCCGUUGAAGUUGUUGAGGUUAUGGUUCCAGGAGUUUCCGUUGAUAUGCUCGUCGUGGUCGUUCCUGGAUUCCCCGUUGAGAUGCUCGUCGUGGUCGUCCCUGGAUUCCCCGUUGAGUUGCUCGUCGUGGUCGUUCCAGGACUCCCCGUUGAAGUUGUUGAGGUUAUGGUUCCAGGAGUUUCCGUUGAUAUGCUCGUCGGCGUUCCUGUCGUGGUCGUCCCUGGAUUCCCCGUUGAGUUGCUCGUCGUGGUCGCUCCAGGAGUUUCAGUUGAUGUGGUCGUCGUGGUCGUUCCUGGAUUCCCCGUUGAGAUGCUCGUCGUGGUCGUCCCUGGAUUCCCCGUUGAGUUGCUCGUCGUGGUCGUUCCAGGGCUCCCCGUUGAAGUCGUUGAGGUUAUGGCUCCAGGAGUUUCCGUUGAUAUGCUCGUCGUGGUCGUUCCUGGAUUCCCCGUUGAUAUGCUCGUCGUGGUCGUCCCUGGAUUCCCCGUUGAGUUGCUCGUCGUGGUCGCUCCAGGAGUUUCAGUUGAUGUGGUUGUCGUGGUCGUUUCUGGAUUCGCCGUCGAGAUGCUCGUCGUGGUCGCUCCAGGAGUUUCAGUUGAUGUGGUCGUGGUGGUUGUUUCUGGAUUCCCCGUUGAAGUCGUUGAGGUUAUGGUUCCAGGAGUUUCCGUUGAGAUGCUCGUCGUGGUCGUCCCUGGAUUCCCCGUUGAGAUGAUCGUCGUGGUCGUCCCUGGAUUCCCCGUUGAGAUGCUCGUCGUGGUCGUUUCUGGAUUCCCCGUUGAGUUGCUCGUCGUGGUCGCUCCAGGAGUUUCAGUUGAUGUGGUCGCGGUGGUUGUUUCUGGAUUCCUCGUUGAAGUCGUUGAGGUUAUGGUUCCAGGAGUUUCCGUUGAUAUGCUCGUCGUGGUCGUUUCUGGAUUCCCCGUUGAGAUGCUCGUCGUGGUCGUCCCUGGAUUCCCCGUUGAGUUGCUCGUCGUGGUCGCUCCAGGAGUUUCAGUUGAUGUGGUCGUGGUGGUCGUCCCUGCAUUCCCCGUUGAGAUGCUCGUCAUGGUCGUUCCAGGACUCCCCGUUGAAGUCGUUGAGGUUAUAGUUCCAUGA